AUGGAAUGUAACAAUGCAGAAAAAAGAUAUCGUCAGGGACGAAGUGUUGGACCAUGUCAAAAUAAUAACAGGUGGGGUAGCUCUGAUUUCGAUGGUCAGUUGGUGAAAAGGAGGCCAAGAUCAACUGAAAGAGCGGCAAGGAAUGAUUUCGAAUUAGACAUGCUAGAUAGAAAGUAUUCAGAACUGCGUCGGCUUAUAAUGAAAUCUAUGACAAAUAAGGUUCCUUCUGAAAAAUUAGUCGAAACUCUGAAAUUAAUCUUCCACAUGAACAAGAGAAGAGAAUUCACGCGAAACAAAAUAGCCGCUUUCAGAUCUCAAAGUUCUGCUCUUGCGCUACAGGGUGAUUGUUUUCAACAUUCUUGUAGCCAUUCGUCAAUGAGAGUGAAGAAGAAAGAUCAGAGUGAACAGCACUAUGAUGUCUCUGAUUUUGAUAGCAGUAGCAGCUUAAAGGAUUCUUUACCAUCAAUUCAUAAAAAUGAAGGAAUGAAAUCUAAGAAAAAGAGUAUUUCAUCUGCUGAAAGGGGUAACAAUAAAACAUCUUACACUAAAGAUGAACGGAAUAACAAAUUUGAAUCAAGUUCUCAGAACUCAACAAAAUCUGAUUCUAAAAGUGACGCGUCAACUGAAAGUAGCAAAAUGAAAAAGAAGUUAGUUAAAAAAAAUAAAGUUUCUUACCAAGAUUCUUCAAAAUUCUCCUCGAACAAAUUAGGAUAUCGAUCAAAUUCAAGAUCAAAGUCUAGGUCAAAAUCCAGGUCAAAAUCCCAAUCCAUACUUGAUAACUCGAAGUCAAGAUGUUCAUCAUCGUCGUCGUCGUCGAGAUCAACAGCGUCCACAGUUAAGAAGAACAAUCUCAAUCACUCAUUCAGCAGAGAGAGAAAAAGCAGACAGGAUUUAUUUGACGAAACAUAUUGUUGGCAGAAUUGUAAUGAAAAAAUUGAGCAGUGGUUGAAAGAGAAGAAUAAAGAAUUGAAAAGAAAGAGAGAAAAAGAAAAGAAGAUAGCGAGAGAAAAGAGGGAGAAAGAAGAGAGAGAGAGAUUAGAGUCAGAAGCUAGAAAAUCAGCAUCGAAAGAAAAGGUUAAAAUAUGGUUAGAAAUGAAAAAACUGGACGAGAAGAAACAAGAUAACGUGAAAGUCAGCCAUGAUCAAAUCAAUUCAGAUAAAAAUGAACUCACCAAACAUUCAACAAAGGAUAAAAAUGAAAACGCUUCAAGCAAUAUAAAUCACACAAAGCAAGAAAACAAAAAUAAUCAUUUUGAGAAUAAAAGUGCUAAAUCUGUGAGCAUCAAAAAACCAAAAACUAUCGAUCAGAAAGCCGAACACGAGAAAAAGCCUGGUACUAAUCUAUUCAACCCGCCUAAACCAUCAACAAAAUCGUCAAAAGUUAACUCCAAUUUAACGAGCAAAUCAUCAAAUCACGAUGCAUCGCCGGCCAAACAUCUUCACAACAAUAAAAAAGACAUCCUAAGAUCGCCACAAAAAACGAUAUCCUUCCAAAUUGACAAGCAAAAACCAUCGCUGACAGAUUUUGAUGCUCUGGUAACCAAAGAAAUGAUCCACGCUCCGCAAAAUUUAUUCAACAUCGACAUUCAGGAUGAAAUAAAACCAGUGCACGUAGCGAGACACCAUGAUCAAACAGUUAAAUCUAAAGCAGUCAACGACGUUUCCAAUGUUUCUGAAUCAAGAUCAAGCUCGCGAAUGAAUGAAAACAAACAGUUAAUUGGCUCUAGAGCCAUCAAGAUGGAAGAUUUCGAUGAAUUGACAUCGAGAAGUUAUAAUUUUGAGAGAAAAAAAGAUGGUGGUGGUGCUUAUGAGGAAGAGGAAAAACGAAGGGAGAAGUUGGAAGAGAAUCUUGAGCAGUUCAAACGUUUGAUUAUACACGGGAGCAUGAACGAAAAUGAUGAUGAUAACCACAACGAAGUGGAAGAGCUCCACACUAACAACAGACACGAAAAUGUCUACGUCAGCGGUGACAAACGGGAUGAUCGUCACGUUAAAAUUAAUAUGGACGAAUUUAACAUCGACCUGACAGAUGCAACAAAUAGAAAAUCUAAAAAUAAUGAAGAGGAGUUUGAUUCGCCACUGCUGGCUAACCCGUGGGCCAACAACAUUCAAAGGCCGAAAACUUCAAAGAGACGUGAUAUAUUUGCCGAUUGA
This is a messenger RNA of Helobdella robusta, 2154 nucleotides long. RefSeq lists its product as hypothetical. Bases 1 to 2154 code for a protein of 717 amino acids. The record is from RefSeq and is a predicted model, not a curated record. The transcript is spliced from 2 exons. NCBI's taxonomy places the organism in Eukaryota, Metazoa, Annelida, Clitellata, Rhynchobdellida, Glossiphoniidae.